Molecule: messenger RNA, 3214 nt
Organism: Telopea speciosissima
Lineage: Eukaryota; Viridiplantae; Streptophyta; Magnoliopsida; Proteales; Proteaceae
Product: protein PAT1 homolog
Exons: 5
Coding region: 344-2803 (819 amino acids)
Biological process (GO): P-body assembly; deadenylation-dependent decapping of nuclear-transcribed mRNA
Cellular component (GO): P-body
Molecular function (GO): RNA binding
Source: RefSeq, a predicted model, not a curated record
UUGCACGUAUGUGAGCGUGUAAGAAGAAUCUGGCAAUUGUUAUCUCUCGUUUAGGGUUCCUUUUCCCUGCUUUAAUUUCGGGGCAAAAGACCCUCUCUUUAUUUAACGUUGAGGGACCCGUCCCCAAUGAAUUUCCCUCUGCAUUUACAUCACAGAUCUUCUCCUACAUUUCUCCUCAUUCGGAGAUAACCCUAGAAAUUUUAAAUUUCAAGGGUUACUCCGUCUGUGUUUGUCUUUGCUUUUCCUUCGAUGUUUUUUCUUUGUCUAGGUGUCUCGAUUUGUAGGAAUUUUUCGUUUUCAUUUGUUCCUUUUUUUAGGAUUUUAGUUUAGAGAGUAUACAGUGAUGGAUGGAUUUGAUGGUGGACGUGGUAUUCAAGAGAACCCUUUCAAGGGAUUAGCAGAGACUUCUUCAGGGAAUGCACUCUUUGACGCAUCACAAUAUGCAUUCUUUGGUAAAGAUGUUCUGGAGGAAGUUGAGCUGGGAGGAUUAGAAGAUGGAGAUGGUAACAUCUCUUUCGCUGGGAUUGAAGACGAGGAGUAUCGUUUGUCAGAUAGAGAAGAGGCUGAAGGUUUAGGAUCUUUAUCUGAUAUUGAUGAUCUUGCCAGUACUUUUUCGAAGCUGGUCAAGGUCAUUGGUGAACCAAGAAAUGCAGGAGUUAUUGGUGACAGGGGAUCUUUUUCUAGGGAAAGUUCAUCUGCUGCUGACUGGGCGCAAGAGCCGGAUUUUCCCAACUGGUUAGAUCCACAUAUUUUUGACGCUGACAGUGUUCAAGAAGGCAAAAGAUGGUCAUCACAGCCGCAUCCUUCGUCUGCUCGUGUCACGGAGUCAAAACUUUUGUACAGAACAUCUUCGUACCCUCAGCAGCCACAACAGCAGCAACAUUUCUCAAGUGAACCGAUUUUAGUUCCCAAGUCAUCUUUCACUUCCUACCCUCCUGGUGCCCGAUCUCAACAGGCUUCACCAAACCACCAUUCACGCCACAUAAGCGUUCCACCUCUUACCGGAGGAUCUCAGAUACCCCUCUCUGCUCCAAAUCUCUCUCCUUUCUCUAAUCCUCAGCUUCAUUUGUCUGGUUUACCUCAUGGGCUACAUUAUGGUGGAAAUAUACCACAGUUCACUCCGUCAGGACUCCCCAUUAAUAGCAGGCCACAGAACCACUGGGGAAAUCAAGCCAGCCUAUUUUCUGGAGAUAAUUCCAGUAUUAUUAACAAUUUCUUGCAACAACAAUUGCCUCAUUCCAAUGGGUUGAUGCACCAACAGUUAAUGUCACAACAGCAGCAACAACAAAGAAUGCAUAACCCUGUUCAACCAUCUUUGGCUCAUUUUUCACCUCUGCAGACACAACUAUUUAAUGCCCAUCCUUCUCCACAUGUAAUUAGCAAGUAUGAGGCAAUGCUUGGAGCAACUGAUCUGAGGGACCAGAGAAUUAGAUCGACACAGAGAGGAAGACCAAACCUGCGCUUUUCUCAACAGUUCUCUGAUACUAGUAGCCAGAAGAGCGAUAAUGGGUGGCCACAGUUUAGGUCGAAGUAUAUGACAGCUGAAGAGAUAGAGAGUAUUCUGAGAAUGCAGCAUGCUGCCACGCAUAGCAAUGAUCCGUAUAUAGAUGAUUAUUAUCACCAGGCAUGUCUUGCAAAAAAAUCUGCUGGGGCGAGGCUGAAGCACCACUUCUGCCCAACUCACCUACGGGAUCUGCCUUCUCGUGCACGUGCUAAUUCUGAGCCACAUGCUUAUCUGCAAGUUGAUGCACUCGGUAGGGUUCCAUUUUCUUCCAUACGUCGUCCUCGUCCAUUGCUUGAGGUUGAUCCUCCAUCUGCUUACGCUGGCGAAGGCAAUGUUGAACAGAAAGUUUCUGAGAAGCCUCUGGAGCAAGAACCCAUGCUAGCUGCCCGUAUAACGAUUGAAGAUGGUCUCUGUCUCCUUCUUGAUGUGGAUGAUAUUGACAGGCUUCUAGAAUUCAAUCAACCACAAGAUGGAGUUCAGCUGAGGAGGAGGAGACAGGUACUCUUGGAGGGGCUUGCGGCCUCUCUCCAGUUAGUUGACCCACUAGGCAAAGGUGGCCAUGCAGUAGGACCAGCCCCCAGGGAUGAUCUCGUGUUCUUAAGGUUAGUCUCUCUUCCCAAGGGACGGAAGCUCCUCUCAAGGUACCUACAGCUUCUCAUUCCUGGGAGUGAGCUUAUCCGGAUUGUUUGCAUGGCAAUUUUCCGUCACUUGAGGUUCUUGUUUGGUGGCCUUCCUUCUGAUAUGGGAGCUACGGAGACAACAAUAAAUCUUGCAAGGACUGUUUCUGUGUGUGUUCGUAACAUGGAUCUUAAUGCACUUAGUGCUUGUUUGGCUGCGGUAGUUUGUUCGUCUGAGCAGCCUCCUCUCCGCCCCCUUGGUAGUGCUGCUGGAGAUGGAGCCUCUGUUAUCAUAAAAUCUGUUCUUGAUAGGGCAACUGAGCUGUUAACUGAUCCCCAGGCUGCUACCAGCUACAGCAUGUCCAAUCGGGCUCUUUGGCAGGCAUCCUUUAAUGCUUUCUUUGGUCUGCUCACCAAAUACUGUGUGAGCAAGUAUGACAGUAUUGUGCAAUCAUUGCUUAUGCAAGCACCACCAAAUACAGCAGCUAUUGGAGCUGAGGCAGCCAGAGCUAUUAGUAAAGAGAUGCCAGUGGAGCUGUUACGAGCAAGUCUGCCUCACACUGAUGACCACCAGCGAAAGCUUUUGCUGGAUUUCGCACAGCGUUCCAUGCCUGUCACUGGAUUUAAUGUCCAUGGUGGGGGCAAUGGUGGUCACAUUAAUUCUGAAUCGGUGCCAGGUUAAUAAAAAAGAUUAUGGAAAAGUUAGUGUUGUAGUUGGGUAGCUAGUUUCUUUGCUUGUCAUCCGUCGAUGCUUUUUCUCACUGCGGGCCGUGAUCGCGUUUUUUAUGUGGUAGUGCACGGAGUGAAAGCAUGGGGAGUGAAUACCUGUUUUAGUAGUUAGUUUAUUGCGUCAGAUAUAUUUGUUUAUCUUUCCUCUUUCAUUUUUUUUAAAAAUUUUCUUUUCAUGUUUCUUUUCUAUAAAAACUUGUAGUUAUAUGUCACGUGUAAUAUGUUGAAACUCUUUUUGGGGAGUCUGACUGGAAGUUUUUCUUCUGGGGAGCUUAAUUUUGGUGCUCUGUUGGAACUCCAGACAAUAAUUCAAGUUGUAAGAGGGAGGGGGGGGGGGGGGGAUGUAAUGUACAGGGUCCAUAAC